Molecule: messenger RNA, 14950 nt
Organism: Alligator mississippiensis (American alligator)
Lineage: Eukaryota; Metazoa; Chordata; Crocodylia; Alligatoridae
Product: toll-like receptor 2 type-2
Exons: 2
Coding region: 10978-13407 (809 amino acids)
Biological process (GO): toll-like receptor signaling pathway; immune response; inflammatory response
Cellular component (GO): membrane
Molecular function (GO): transmembrane signaling receptor activity; triacyl lipopeptide binding; protein binding
Source: RefSeq, a predicted model, not a curated record
UAUCUGCUAAUGUACAUUUUGGGAAGAACAAAUUGUGACAGGUGAAAAAUACCUAAUUGCUGUCCUGCUUCUUUUGUGUCAUGGAUAAGAUAUUCCUGGUUCUAUUAUUUAGUUUUCCAAUCAGUUUAUUCAGUCAUUUGCCAUUUAAACAACUUUGAGGUUGUAGUCAGUAAAACAGUAGGCACAGAUGGCCAGUACAUGUGAGGAAUGGCAAGUGGGCAUUCACCAGAUUAUAUAGCAGCCCUUCAGCAUGAGUUUCCAAUCCCUUACUAAACAGAUGAUCUGCUGUUGGCCAAAAGGCUCCUAAACCCAGUACUUCAUAUAAAUGAUGUUUGGUCUUGAAAUAACUAAUUGUGGUUGCCUUUUUCUGUUCCUUUCCAGCUACAUCCAGAAUCCUAACAAUCCUUAAAUCAGUAUACAGCCCUUCAGAGACCCUUCAGCUAGAUGGGCGAGCUGAACCUUCACUUCGUCUCACUUUCUUCUCAAGUACCUAGGCCUCUAGCCACAGAACCUACAAGCAUGCUCCUUAGUCCUGAGGCUAGCCCUUACAAGAUUUAAAAAGUCAGCUGAGAAAACCCUUUACUAGGAAAUAUCUUCUUCCUAUCACCAGGACUCUUCAGAGUGGCCUUCCUCCUUACUGUUGUGAGGGCAAACCAGUCAGUAUGGCCUGCCAUUAUUCAAGUUCUGUGUGUUCAUCCUUAUGGUCCAACACCCUGGUCUUUAGUUUCUCUUUCAGUUUUGUCCACCAGAGCUCCUUUCAUGUCACUGUUAAGGUAAGUCUUAUUAUUUGGACCCUUUGAUGAUUAGUAAUGUGACCAGGAUAAGAUAAAAUGCUACUAUGGCCUCAGGUUCUAGGUGCAUGUGAUGGUGUAGCCAUGAUUUUUCAUAGCUGGUCCAAAUUUUCCUUUGACCUUACUUCUGGCCCAGGGAUUCCUGAUCUCAAGCAUCAAUUAUGAACAUAAAAUGUAAGUGAAGAAUUAUUUGGAAAGCUGUAAGUAGUCCUUACAAAAAUGCCUAACCAUCAGCAAGACACAGCUGAGGGGUAGCUUGGAAGCAUGAGCCAACAUGCCUUUGCCAUCCACAACUAUUUUACAACUGACUGCAGCAGUUUAACCGUACUACCAUGAGGCAUGUUGCUUCUAUCGUAGGCAGCCAUAGGGGCUUCAUGUAUUGAAUGGGAAUGCUCUAUCAGGAACUUAAGGUUUUGGCAGGUAAGUAAUUUGUAGUUUUAAAAUGAACAUAUGUGGUUGAAAUUUGUGAUCUUCAAGGAGAAAAUGUUCUAUUCACUUUAAGAUACAUUGGUGUCACCAGGAUUUUGAGGUUCCAAUGAUUAUUGAUAAAAAUGUUUUAUGCAUCUUGACAGCAAUGUGCUAUAUGUGCUAGGUAUCAAUGUCUUUUUUUUUCAUGUUAGGUAACUGGGCCAGGGAAAUGUGUGAUGCAAGCAAUCCUUUUCCACCGUGUAUUAUGAGUGUUACAUGGAACCUAAUUCUUUUUCAUACCAAAGUCCCUUUACACUGCAAAAAUGGUCUGUAAACCCUUCCAGAAAUGUAUGUUCAUGUGUAUGAAUUAAUGAAAUGGAGCCCUGACCAGUCUUUAAGAUAUCCUUUACCUGCAACAAAGUCUGAAACAAAACUUUGCUUUGCUAGAAAACCAAAUGAAGGGGAAAGUGGUGGAGCCUUAAAUUAUCUGUUUGCAGUCUUCCUUCCCAUUUCUCCUCCUAUCUCCUCCCUCUUCCAGUAGUGUGUCCCUCCUCAGUAUCUUAUUUUAUUUCCAUCCUCUCAGAAAGAACAUUUCUGAGGUGCCUGUUUCAGUCAAUGCAGUGUUGAUAGCCAGGUGCAGGAGGGCUUGUUCAUUAGUGAAAUCUUCAGAGAUUAAGCAGCAUUUCUGUUAGUUCUGUAAAUAGAAAUAGGAAACAGGUGCCCAUUUGUCUUAUAAAAUUAAGCAGUGCUAGCCAGCACAGUACAUAGUGCUCUUGCAUGUCUGGUAGCUACACAGUUUUAGAGAGCUAUCUUCAUAAAGACCAAAAGAGAAACUUGGAGGCACUCCCCGCAGGCAGACAGUAAUGCAUAGUUAUGCAUGACAACCCAAGUUUAUCAUUUCAGUACACCUAUUUGAUGUCAAAUGUACCCAAUAAUGCAAGUAAUAAAUUGGGACUAAUGUCCAUUUUUUAUGACUGCACCCAAAGUCCCCACAAAUAUACCUCGGGCAUUAGGAAAUCAGGAAAACUGUUCUACUAGCCUCAAAUAUUACAUGGUGCUUGGGAAAGAUCAUGUCAGGGGACCUUAAUAGCAAAGCUUCAACUCAAAUGGGCCUGAGUGUUGUAUACUCGCAGGAAAGCAGGAAAUGUUUCUGCACUGUGGGAAAACAGGGAGAGGGGGUUCUGUGUCCUGGUCUUUGAAGUGGUUGCCUCAGUUUAGUUGGCAGCCAGGUUCCAUUUUAUAUUUCUAUUUUUUAUCCUCACUGAACUUUACCCCCGUAAAAAAAAGUGUGGUAAUUAAGUUUAUUCCAAAGGCAAAGGAGAAUGUUCUUUACAGUGUAUAGUUUAUUAAACAUUACCACAAUCUAAACACGUCAGCAUAGAACAUUUCUCUCAUAGUUCAAAUACAGAUAGUUAUGACUCCUUCAAACUUCCCAUAAAUAUUUAUCAUCCUCUUAUAGGCACCUCACUGCUUCCACUCGCUAUGUUUGCAAGAAUUGUACUAACCCUUGUUGCCGUGGUAUUGUUCCAAGAACAAGAGUUGUUCAUGAGCUGUUAAUAAUUCAGUUUUGUCCACUGUGAUCCUUAAAUCCUUGUCAGAGUCGCUGAUCUUCCCAGGACAUUGAAUCCCAGUGUGUAAAAUGCAGCUUAUGUUCCUUGUUCUUAGAUUUAUUGCACUUGGCUGUAUUAAAAUGCAUUUUGUUCAAAGGAGGAAGUGUAUGACAGAGUUUGAAAACUUCUGGAUUUAGUAACAUUACUUUAUCUUGCCCUGCCCACUAAGAUGACCAAAAAGGAAACAUAUACAUCUUUGCUAUCCAGAAAAGGUAAGUGAGGAAUAAUGGAUUUCAAGUGACUUGUCAAAAUUUAUAUGGAAAAGCUGUGAGAAAGUUUAGAGAAUUUUGCUUUUAGUGAGUAGACCCCACACUGUCCACUGAAUUAAUGGUUCUCAAAAUUUUGGACAAAUAAUUCAUUGUCAACCCUCAACAUUUCUUGCAGACCACCAUAUAUGCUUAUCAUCCAACUUUUAAUUGAAAAAUGGAAGGAGGCAGCAUGAUUCACAGACCCUGGCUCAGGAAUCACUGCAGUGUCUCAUUGAGCUCUUGGCUUAAUUAAAGUGUAAAGAAAAAAAAGCACUAAUGCUUACCCACAUUAACAAUGUGGUUCAUGGGCUUCAGAUAACACAGAACAGAUUUACUGGAAAGUCUUGAAAAUAGGGGCUAGAUGCACAAAUAGACUUGGGCUCCUAACUGCUAUUUCAGGAACGCACAUCAUAAAUAUACAGACUCAAACCCCUAUUCAAGCCCCUGUAGGGCUUAGUACAGCCAGUCAAAAAGCUGGAGGCUGAAUUGAUGCAAUCUUUGCAGGUUAAUUUAAGCUCUGUAGAUUGAAGUGAUAGCCAAGUAAACAGACGUUUACUUUUGAUUCUGGAAAUGCAGCCACAUGCCUGCAGUGGCCCAGACCAAAAGGUGGGAGCACUAGAACAUGCCUCCCUGCUCAGCUGGAGUAGACAGCUUGAGCCAAGGCUAGCCUGCCCUCCCUGCAAGGGGGGAGGGGGGGGGGCUCUGCAGGAGUGGUGCAAAGCAUCCUGGGAUGCUGGGAGACUAAGUUGGCUUGAAUCUGGAGGGGAUCUGGGAUACAAGUUGAAUAAACUUAUUGAACCUAAAUCAGUUAAGUCUGAUACUGCAUCCAUCCAGGUUUAUCUUAAACCAGUGUCGGCCUUUUUGAAAGUGGUUUAUGUGCACUGAACUUCUGUUGUGUCACAGAUUUGAACUGGUUUCCGAUAACUUAUACCGGUUUAUGUGUAAUUUCUGUCCCUAGCUAGGUGUCUAAAAUUGUGUCUCCUUGGUGAAGUUACUGUGUGCUAGGCGAACGGUGCACUCAAACAGACUGUUCUUCUCUGUGCAGGCUACCUCCAAAAGCCAGAAGGCUUCUCAGAAGGAGAAGCAGCAUGGCUAUGUCAGUAUGGUGCUACAGGCAGGAAAAUUAGUAUGGAGAUGAGCUAACUGGCUUUGUCAUUCAGCUGUUUUUAAUUAGCCUGGUUGAAGCACCAUGCAGAGGCAGCCUUUUAGGAGUAGCACAGCAUGCUUAAGGAUGUCACUGCCUGUCAUGGUAAAUUUACUGUGUGCGUGGCAUAAGUUUCCAAUGUUAAGGUUCUGUAGGUGUCUAUCAUUUCUAAUUCUGGGGGUACCCAGAAAUGCUGACCUCAAGCAGCUGAGUAUGUAUCGGUUUGAGUUCCCCUGAGAUUGACAAAAGAAGCACUCCUCAGCCAGUAUGUGUUGUCAGAUAAUGCCCAAGCAAUCAGCUCCUUCUCCUUAGCAAUUUCAGUCAUUUUGGCAUGGCACCAGGAUGUGGGAAUCUUCAGCUUUCCAAGAGUGUCCCAAAGGGAAAAAGGAGGAAACCUUGAAGUUCUGGCUCUGGCUUUCUAGACUAAUAUUGUCUGAAAAGAAAAAAAUAACUCAUUCUUUUGAAACAUGGGCCAAAGUAGAUAUUUUAUCUUUAUCGGGGCCAACCCUACCCUGUGAUUGUACAAGAUCAGACCCAAGAGGAGGUACAAGCUCCCUGAGUUAGUCCAUUCCAUGGAGAUUCACACAGUUGCCCCAGGACGAGGGUUGGCUCCUGCCAUAUGGUUCAUUUUGUCCUGUUCCUUUCCUUGCCACAGAAGAGGGAACACAGCAAUGGAGUUUGUGACUAAGCUGUCUGAGGGGGGAGGGGUUCUUCUAGUAGAGCAAUGAGAGCUCUGCAUCCUCCCUUAGGGCUGCUCCAGUCUUCUUCCCUUGCACGAUCUGCUGCUCUUCUAUUUUCUGCCCCAUUUGCCACUGAGCUGCCCUAUGGCAUGUGCAGAGGCUUCCUUUGUCACUUGUGGCACCCAUGCAGCAGGUUGGCCACCCCUGCCCUAGAGCAUGAUGUUGAUUACCUAGGCCGGGUUCUGAGUUAAGGAUUUUAAUGUUUUAUAAGGUCUGUACGAGCCUUAUCAAGCAAAGCAAAUACACUGGAAAGUAAACAUGUUGUUGAGCAUGGGUGCAAAAUACAGGGUUGCUAUAGCCAUUUGCCAUGGCACAGAGGAUCUUUUAUGCACAAUGUGUUAUAGCUGACAAUAAAUAUCAAACUUGCUGCAAAAUUCCCUAAACUGAAUUCUAAAAUUGGAAUGGAAAUGCAAUUAAGAAAAGCAAGUAGUAAACUACAAGCCUAUCAUCUCCUCAUGAGUUACAGGCACUAAUGCAGUGUCUUCAUUCAGUAUGCUGCUUCCAACUGUUUAAGCAAUAAGGUGUGUCAGUGACUGGAAGUCAUGCAAUCUGAGCUUCAGUACUGCACAAAUAACUUGGGUAGGACAAUGAAGGUAUCAUUUUAAGUUAUGAGACAAUCCCUUGAUCAAUAGCUCUGACUCCUGGCUUUGUUGACAGAUGGGAUUUAUUGCUUAAAGAGCCCCAUGGGAGCUUUACUUGUUUAAAGACUGUAAGAUUUGGCUUAACUGAAACAGUACUUCUCAAAAGGAGCAACAAAGAAUCAUUUGGAAACGUCUCACUCUCUCUCUGUUUCCUGGUUUCAGUGAUUUGUGAUGUUCCCGGUAGCCAAAAUGAACUGAAUCUAUGGGACAUGCCAAACUUAAAACGAAACUAAAAUAAACUAAAAGUUCAGCUACUUGGGGAGAAACAGCCUGUCCUUUACCUUUGAAAAUUGUAGUCAUGGGAAGUAGUAACUUCAGAAGUAGGUUAUUUCUCACUACUUUCCCACUGACAUAGUUGCAAAGAAAGUGGGCAUGCUCUUGUGCAUGCAGACAUCUCUGUAUAUGAACAGCACAAGGAAUCUGAAACUGUCUGGACAAGCUCUGUAGUGGGAGACUAAAUAUGCAAUGGUGUACUAACUUUGACAUGAUGUGCAUGUAUUGUGCUGCAGUCUGUACUGUUGCCUGCUUUGUGUCAGUUCCUGAGAGGAGCAGAAAACACGGAACACAAGUGGGAAUAGAGGCUAUGCAGGAUUUGUGAAUCUACAUAGUAAGAAUACCCAAGCAUUCAAAUGAUUGGAAGAUAAAAUGCACUGGUAGUAAGGGUAAAUAAAAUCUCAUAAAAAUCUAAACAUGCAAAACAUGCCAUGUAAUUCGUAGCAAGAAGAUCACAAAUCUUGUAAUCCUAAAGAGCUUUAUUAAGAAUCCCCUGGGUACAGAGCUGGUAUGCUGGUUCCACCAAGCAAUGAAUAAUAGGUGUUCAGUUUGAAGGUUAACCAGGACUCAAGCCACAAAGUGGAGUUAGGAUCAUUGUUACAAUGUCUAAUUCUUAGAGUACCAGUGAACCCUACAGUCCUCAGUUAGUUGUUUAAGAUCCCUAUAAAAUUCACCAUGAGAGUCAGGUGCCUAAAAAGGGGGUUCACAAUGGCCAGCAUAGCUGAAUAAGGAGCUAAGGUAGUAAAUAGGAAAUGUUGAAAUUAAGGGUAUGUCUCACUUCCAGCUCUCUCUGAGAUAUAGGUGUCUUUUCCCAACAAACCCUUUCUUGCAGUACUCAAGCAAGGGUAGUCUAGAUACUUCCCUUUCAAUCAGUAGCUCAGUGGUUAGAGCAUUCAUACAGGAUAUGGGAGAUCCAUGUUCCAUUUUCUUACUUUGACUGAGAGAAUUUGCACCCAUACAUCCUGCCUUCCAGAGACCCCUAGCCUAAGAUUCAAGGGUGGCAAGUGGAUUCACUCAAUUCCUCCCAUCAAAGCUGUUCUACUGUGCAUGGAAUAAUUACAUCAAGUCAGAGAAAGUGAAUGAGUGAACACAAGCCUGUAGCCUCAUAGGCCACACACCUGAAAGGGGGGAGACAUGGGUUCUCUACUCCCUGCUCCAAUGAUUAUUUAAAGUACUUAAACAUCCAUUGGCACAGGAGUGGAAACAAGAUCUGCCCCAUCACAGCUGUGUGGCCUACCUACUAGGCCAGAGAAUAAUGGGGUGAAGGGAUGCUCAGUACUCAUCAGGCCAGAGAAAGUGAGUGAGCUCUCCCCACCCUAAAAUAGCCUAUAAUCUCAUGGUUAGGGUCCUCUUUUGGGAAAUGUGAGUGCAUAUCCCAUCAGGUAGUGGAGGGAACUAAACCUAAGUUUUUCACAUCCUCCUAUAGCUGAGAUAUUAGAUAGAAGGGGUUUGACAGUCCUACUGGCUGUGUCUUCUUGUACAGGGCGUGGUCCAGUAGAUGUCCUCUACCAUGUCAGGUUCUGCAGGUGAAAUAGGUGAAGGAGCAUCUAGGUAAUGCAUCCUCAUGGGGUACUUUCAAGUCUUAGGUGCCUGUGUGCAAUCAAAUCAACCCCAUUUUUUCCUCCAGAAGAGAGAGAAAAUACUAGGAUUGUGCAAAGCUUCAGUCACUGAUUCGAUUCAGCAGAGGUUCAGCCUGAUUCAGUGGCCAAAUCUCUGAAACCGAAUCUAAUCAAGAGACCCUUUAAUCUCUCUGAAUUGAAUCGGAACCCUCCAAAUUGAUUCAGAGAAAUUUGGAAAGCUUUGACGAUUCGGCCAUAGACAGAGCUUUAAAUGUUUUUAAAGGUAGCAGGGGGCUUGUGAAUGCUGAGAGGUGGGGUGGAUGAAGCGUCCCACAGGAGCGUGGUGCCCAGUGCACUUGGCAGCAGAUCCGGAAGUAGACCAGAAACACUUCUGGGUCCUCUGGGGAGCAUGCGGGGGGGGGCACCUCCAGCUUCACGACUGGUGCCUCCUGGGUCUGGGGGAGCACCCGGGUUCCCCUAUGGCUGAUUGCUGAGCCGAGAGGGUCGGGGGGGGCCCCAAGUACUUCUGGUUCACUUCCGGGUUUGCCAUCAAGCAUGAGGGUGCCCCCCGCGCUCCUGUGGGGACUUCCAUCUGCCCCAGUAUCACAGUGUUCACAAGCCACACCUGGUACCUCGACGUAUAUAGAAAAAACAUUUAAAGCUGUGUUGGUGGCCGAAUCACUGAUUCUCUGACUCAGCAUCGAAUCUUCAGAUUCGGAUUUGGCCAAAUUGAAUCGGGGACAGCAAUCCGAAUCAAUGAAUCAAAUCACUGUCCCUGAUUCAGGCCGAAUCUGAAUCGAAUAUGGUGCGUUUUGCACACCCCUAGAAAAUACCUCACAAGACAGGUUUGCUGCCAAGUUCAGAUUCUCCAAAUGCAUCGGAUUUCCAAGUCUGUAAAACAGACCCACGCCUUUUUUGAUGGUUUGGCUAAAGAAAGAAAAGUCUCCUGACUUUCGCUGCACCCCUGUGGGUGAUCAAAAAUUCUUUUGGGGAUCAUUGACUUGACUCAUUGGUUUGAUUGCUAGUUUUACCCUCCUACUCUUUUGCUCCCUCAGUGACAGGACCCCCCCCCACCCUCAUCACCCUGGUGAGUUGACCCAUUUUUUCUAGAACAUCUCCAUUAUGGGGACAAAACCCUCCUUGUAGGUUUUACUGAUUGCCCAAGGACAGGGUUGGGAAGGCUUGGAGGCUUGCUACAUCACUGUAUCAGGGGCCCAACUGAGCCCCAUACUUACUGGGAUGGCAGCCACUGACACGUUCCGCGGUCAGUAGAUCCCUGGCCGGACUUGUGGGGAAACAGCAAGCCUGCACUCCCAAGCCAAGCCCCACAGCACUUCUGGACAGGGAGCUGGUGCACAGCAGGCAUUUCCUGAACCCUGCACCCAGAUCUGGGUGGGGAUCAGAAUCCCAGUCCCAUGUGGGCUCGGGCUGCAGCCCCAAGGCAGCCGGCACACAGAGCACUGCCUGGGGCCUGGAGGCAGCAGCUGCAGGGGAUAAUGAACACCUCAGGAGCCCCUAACAUCCGCUGGCAGCAGUAGGGCAUGUGGGGGCACAGGAGGCCAGAUUGGCUCACACCGACUCGGAUACCCUUACAAAUGCUUGCACUGAUGCCAGGAGAGGUGGAAUGUAGUUAGAUGAGGGCUCUCAUCACUUCCCCCCCCCCAUGGAGGCAGGAGCCCAGGACUUCGCACAUCUGAAUUCUCCAGACAGAUGCCAGACAACCAUGCUGCCAGGAGGAGCCAGGUACCUCUAGGGGCUAAGCCAGGGUUCAUGAUGUUCCUGGGCCCACAUUACUCCAUGGGUUUGACUAGGACAGGCAAGCCUGCACAUAAAGACUAAGCCUGUACAGGGCUGUGCCUGCCAGACUGAGAUUGCCUGACAGAAGGUGACUAAAACACCCGUAGGGCAAGAGAAAGUCCUAGGGCAUGAUCAUUUGAGUUAUUAAGUUUAUUUGCUUCUUUACACGGGUGAUCCCAGAACUUGCAGCAAACUUCAACAAUCAUAGCCAAAAUCUGCAGACUUCAGACAACUCAGCUGCUUUCUUCUGUCUCUGAGCUACAGGGCGAUUGCUUAGGCUGGCUGAACGUGUACCCAUCAACUGCACCCCCGAGUGGAAAGGGGUGGGGUAUAAGGGAGGAGGAGCCCCACAGAAAACCUCGACAUCAACCCAUGCUAACCUGAGCAUAUUCUCUCCAAGCACGUAUUACCUCCUUAUAUCUCUUUUCAAAUGCAUCCAGUAGUGGCAGGUGAGAUUUGAAAGCAAGAGAGUGAGACACCCGCUGAACAUGCAGCAUGCAGGCCCCAUCCCUGUGUAGCCACUCGGCCCUGAUCCCUUCUACAAUAACGGACAGUGGGAAGGCUUAAAUUGAGGCAGGAAUGAGAAUGAAAUAUGUAGUUAAAUGUGGUUAGCACACUAGUGGCAGACAAGCCGUUUUACCAGAGGCAUAGCAAAGAAAGUCUGCACCCGGAGCAGCCACUGAUGCAUGGGGUGGUGCCAGCUUCUGCUGUGCCGAUUGCAGCAGCACAGCCUGCUGCCACUGCAGCUUUCGUGCCUCCCCUCCCACCUGUCAAUGGUGGUAAUGGGCUCAGUUAACUGGGGUACUGCCUCAAUUGCCUUUCCUACCCUGCUCUGGGUUAUGCUACUAGAUUUUAGUGUUUCUCCCAGAUUUCCCACAUAGAUAUUGAAGAGAAGUUGGGCUAAUGUGGGUCCCUUUGGGUGCCUGUACAUGAGCUUGGAGGCUGCUCCAGUGUGCUGUAAUUACAUGAUUAAUUGAGUCUGCUGGAGCAUGGUAAUUACCAUGCUUCAGCCAGCCCCUGCUUCUCAUGUAUCAAUGUCCCCAUACUUCAAAAUGGUACAGCGCUUUAACUAAAGCUUGUUAAAGCGCCCCAGCCACCAUUUUGAAGCGUGGUGACGCUGAUACAUGAGAUGCUCUGGGCACUUUAAUUAAUUAAUCUGGGCUCUCAGAACUGCUGUCAUUAAGCACCUUUCCUCUACCCCAGAGCACAUGUAAAAAUGCCCUUUGAGAGCAUGCUACUGAGGGCCUCUGGAGCCGUUACUCAGUUACUCAUUGCUACAUACUGGGCCACAUAUUCCUGCUAUGUUAUGUCAGCAUUCCAGUAACUUGCUAUGGGUCCACUGUAGCAUGAACUGAACUGCUGUAGCUGAUGCUAACAUAGAGUGUAAUAAUAGUGAAAUAUAACCAUGUUAUUCUUGUUCUGUAAGCAGCUUGAAAACUGCAUUUUGUAUCCUUCUGCUCGACCUGCAUAGCCUUUAUGUAUGUGUGUGUGUAAAAGGGUGAAUGAUGAGAGAAUGGCAUAGAGACCAGAGAAGAUUAACUGUUUAUGUAAGCAACAAGGCACGUAAGUUACCAGCCAGUAACAAACUAACAAACGGCUGAAGAAUCCCUUUGAAGCUCAAGGGCACAAAGGAGAUAACAGAAGAAGAAAUUUUGCCAGACUGGCAACAAGAACACUUCAAGGCUAAGGUAAGCUGAAGACAAAAGAAGAACAACCACAAAAACAGAAGCUGGGUAUGAAAAAACCCCAAAGCACUGAAACAAAGGAUGCCAAUCCCUAUAAAAGAACACUUUGAAAAUGCCAAGUCGGAUAAGAUAUUGAAAAAAAUUAAACCAAGCAGGAUGACAGAAAACAUUUGGAGAAUCUGGAUCAUCUACACAGUCAUAACUGCAAAGGUUUCAGAAGAAAGAGCCACAAAGCAGGUUUGUCCUUCGUGUGAUGCUGCUCAUUUUUGUGACUGUUCUUCCUUGGGGCUGAACACCAUUCCUUCAGGGAUAACAAGUGAAAUCACAGGACUAAACCUGGCCCACAACAAGAUAGAACACAUCAGUGAAAAUGACCUGAGGUCAGGCGUGAACCUCCGUGUGCUGUUGCUGCAAUCAAAUCAAAUUUGGACAAUAGGCGAGGAUUCAUUUCACUCCCUUGGAAAACUGGAGCAUUUGGAUUUAUCCAAUAAUAACUUGACUCGCUUGUCACCUACUUGGUUCAGGGACUUUGUUUCCUUACAGCACCUGGACAUACGGGGUAAUUUCUAUGCAGAACUUGGAGAAGGGUCCCUGUUUUCAAAUCUUAAGAAUCUGAGAAAUUUGUACCUUGGGAAUAAAGAUCGCUUCCUUGCUAUACAGCAGCAGGACUUUGAAGGAAUUACUGUUCUUGAGCAACUUGAAAUUCAGGGGGAAAAGCUCCAUUGGUAUGAGCAGGGAAGUUUGAAAUCCAUUAGGAACAUAAAUCACAUAAUCAUAAAUGUAAGAGGUAUUUCUGUGCUAUCAUCAAUUCUGAGGGAUCUUGUAAAUUCUGUAACCUGCUUAGAACUGAGAAAUAUAGCCUUCAGGACAGAAAAUGAAACUAUGUUACUGAAUAUAAUGAUUCCUUCUGUUAUGAAGAAACUCCUGUUUAGAAAUGUUUUGCUUACAGAUCAAAGCAUCCCUAGUAUGAUGGGCAUCAUGGCGAACAUGAGGCAAUUGGUAGAGCUGGAGGCAGAAGACUGUACGUUGCAGGGGACUGGACAAUGGUCUGAACAAGGUCCUGCAGACAAACCAUUCCCUGUUAAAGUACUGACAAUAUGGAACGUAUCCAUCGAAAAAUUUUAUUUAUUUACAGAUCUUUAUGCUGUGUUAAAUCUUAUAGGUAACCUUACAAAGGUAACUGUUGGCAAUACUAAGGUCUUCUUGGUUCCUUGCCUCAUUUCAAAACGUUUGCUUUCACUGGAGUUUCUUGACCUAAGUGACAACUUGCUUUCAGAUCCCGCUUUGGGGCAUUCAGCAUGUAUGGGCGCUUGGCCUGUUCUGAACACUUUAAAUUUAAGUCAGAAUUCCUUGAGCAAUUUAAAGAUGACUGGAAAAAGUUUAGCUCACCUACAGAAGCUAACAAACCUAGACAUUAGCCAGAAUAAUUUUGGACAGAUGCCGGAAGUAUGUGAAUGGCCGGAAAACCUGAAAUAUUUAAAUUUAUCAGGCACUCAAAUCCCCAAGCUAACAGGUUGCAUUCCUCCAACUCUUGAAGUUUUGGAUGUUAGUAGCAACAACCUGAUUGAAUUUAGAAUAGAGCUCCCACUCCUCCGAGAGCUAUACAUUGCCCAAAACAAAUUAAAGGCCUUGCCGGAUGCUGCACUUCUUCCUAAUAUAGUGGCUCUGACAAUCACAAGAAAUAAAUUAAACAGUUUUUCCAAGGAAGAACACAAAUCCUUUAAGAACAUGAAGAGGCUGGAGGCUGGGGACAAUAAUUUCAUCUGCUCUUGUGAAUUUCUCUCCUUCAUUCAGUCUGAGGCAGGAAUAGCCCAUGUCUUGGCUGACUGGCCAGAAAACUACAUUUGUGACUCUCCAUCUGCUGUGAGAGGGAAGCAGGUGGAAGCUGCUCAGCUUUCGCUGAUGGAAUGCCACCAAACACUGGUGGUGUCCUCAAUCUGCAUUCUGCUGUUCCUACUCAUCCUGCUCAUUGUGAUUGUGGGGUACAAGCUGCAUGCAUUCUGGUAUAUGAAAAUGACUUGGUCUUGGCUUCAAGCAAAAAGGAAGCCACGGAAAGUGCAAACAAAGGACAUCUGCUAUGAUGCUUUUGUUUCCUACAGUGAGAGAGACUCUGAGUGGGUUGAAAACUUAAUGGUACAGGAACUGGAGCACGCCAACCCCCCUCUGAAACUGUGUCUUCACAAACGGGAUUUUAUGCCUGGGAAGUGGAUUGUUGAUAACAUCAUUGACUCCAUUGAGAAGAGUCAUAAGACGCUGUUUGUGCUGUCAGAGCACUUUGUGCAGAGCGAGUGGUGCAAGUAUGAGCUGGACUUCUCCCACUUCCGCCUCUUUGAUGAGAACAAUGAUACAGCUAUUCUGAUUCUUUUAGAGCCCAUUCAAGGAAAGGCGAUUCCCAAAAGGUUCUGCAAACUGAGGAAAUUAAUGAACACAAAGACCUACCUGGAAUGGCCUCUUGAGGAAGUGCAGCAGCAAGUAUUUUGGAGUAAGUUAAAAGAGGCCUUAAUGUCAUAGGAAAGUUAAUUUAAGACCACUAUAGUAGCACUCCUGCACUGGCCUUCCACCUAGAAUAUGGGGCAGGCCCUUUUCCUGAUAAGGAUUUAUUUAUUGUUAUUCCAUACAGAGAAUUUGCCUGUACAUUAAACUAAUUAUAUCUUUGUUAAAUGGAAUAUACCAGCUGAGACUGUGACUGCCAGAGAAAUUCUUUGGUCUUCUGCAUUUUCUGUUAAUAACUGUGAUGUAGGUAAGGUGGCUAUGUCUUCAGUAAUACUUUUGGGAAUAAUUUUUGCUUAAUUCAGGUAUCUUUCUGUAGCUAUGUCUACCCCCUUUGCUGAACUAUUUCAAAACAAAUGUUACUGGUCUUCUCUCUCUCAUAAAAGAAAUAAAGCCAACAUGCUGAAAAAUACCUCAAGGUCUGUUGGUUGCAUCCUGUUUUAGUUGUCUUAGAUACCCUAAGAGCAUUUGCUGUCAUUUGACAAGAACACAGUAAAAGAGUAUUAUUUGUUUGCAUGAAAAUAAGAUUCUUUCAGCUGAUGCCUUGAAAAGAUUGUAGCAAAACCCCCAGUUUCUGUUGUUUUUUAUUUUAUUUAAAAAUGUAUUCCCUCCCCUUCCCCAAGCAUUUCUGACUUUUUCUUUCCCUCUCUAUUCCCUAUAAAUAAGUAUAAGUGAGCUAAGACAUAGGAUAAGCUUCAGCAUUUUAUUUUUGUAGCAUGUUGUAUUUGUUUUGUUUUUUCUCCUUCUUUAUAUUGUAUAAUUAUUAUGUGUAUAUUGAUUUUUACUGUUCUAUAUUACUGUUUUACUGAUACUAUAUGAUUUAGGCCUAUCUAUGUAAGUUAGCAUAAGUCAUGUCAAGUUUCCAUUUUGUUUGUCAAGUCUCCAUCGUGUCCCCAUGCCCAGUUAUGUAACUUAUGACUCGCACCUACCCCUCCUAUGUAACUUGGUUCCUGAAUGAAUGGGGAUGAAUGCGGGUGCUUGAGAGACAAUGGCAGUAGGUCUGCUCCCUCUGAAUGACCAAACCUUCAAAACCAAUACCUGGACCAACGACUCAGCCAUUGGAACCACCCUCAGCAACCAAGAAACAAAAGAUGAGGCAACACCAUCGUGCCAAGGCUGCACAAGCUCAGUAAGAACACCUGGAGCCCUCUGGAACAGGACUGAACUUGCCUGGACAGGCCCUCUCCAUAGGAGAUCACAAGUAGUCUGCCCCAUAAAAAGGGGUAGCAAAGACUGACUCCUGGGGACGCUCUCUCCAUCUGGACCAGGACCAUGCCACACCACCUAUCUACUCAGAGGCCCUGCCAACGACCCUCCCUCUGGACAACACCUGCUGGACAAAGACCCCUUUUCAGCCUGGAUAGGUAGCUAUCACCCCCCACCCUCUCUUCAACCAAGAACUUGGACUCUGUUUCUCUUCCCUACCUGGACUCCAACCCUUCCACUGAGUCUCUUUCUCCUGCUGCCAUUGUGUGUGUGUAUGGGAGUGCUUGUGUGAGUGUGUGUAGGAACCAAGCUGUACAGUACAGUCUUCAUUUAGUAAAACUGGUGUUUGGACCCCUAA